Molecule: messenger RNA, 1756 nt
Organism: Coregonus sp. 'balchen'
Lineage: Eukaryota; Metazoa; Chordata; Actinopteri; Salmoniformes; Salmonidae
Source: the annotation of a GenBank genome assembly
AUGGCCGAAGGUGUGCUGUCACUUCUUUACAAGAAGGGGGACGCAACAGACCUUGGCAACUGGCGGCCGUUGACCAUGCUGUGCGUAGAUUAUAAGCUGCUUGCGAAGGUUCUAGCGGACCGGUUGUGCACAGCCCUUCCCUACGUCGUCCAUGAGGAUCAGACGUGUGGGAUAGAGGGCCGCUCUAUUAGGUGGAACCUGAGUUUGAUUAGGGACUCCAUCGCUUGGGUAGAGGAUAGAGGGCUGCCGUUAAUGGUAGCAGCACUUGAUCAGGCUAAAGCCUUUGAUCGAGUUAAUAUAUAUUUUCUUUUCAGGGUGUUAGGUAGGUUAGGUUUUGGGGAGAAGUAUAUAGGGUGGAUCCAUGCUUUAUAUGUCGGAGCAGGGUGCCGGGUUAAUGUAAACGGUCACAUGGGUGACGUUUUUGACCUCGCAUCAGGGGUCAGGCAGGGGUGCCCGCUCUCGGCACUCCUCUUUGUUCUGUACAUAGAGCCUCUGGGGGCUGCCAUUAGGGCAGACACAGGGGUGGAGGGCUUGCUUAUCCCUGGGAGCUGUGGGCUGCACGUUAAGAUGACGCAGUACGCCGACGACACUUCCUUGUUACUAUGCAAGGACUCGUGCCUGACUAGGUCCCUUGCCAUCAUUGGGGAAUUCACCCGAGCGUCGGGAGCGGUUCUCAAUCAUGCUAAGUCUUCCGUUAAGUUUUUUGGAAGAUGGCGUGAGAGGACGGAUGUGCCUGGGGGGGGGUUAUCUCUCUAUCUCGAUCUGUAUCGGGGCCCUGAAGAUUCUCUGGGUCUUGUUUGAGACCUCUGCCUCAGCGACGCUGAACUGGAACAGGAGGAUCGCAGUGGUACAGAGGAAGCUGGGGAUGUGGAGGGCUAGGUCGUUGUCCUUUAUAGGCAAGGUCCUGGUCCUCAACGUGGAUGUGUUGCCGUCUCUUUUGUAUAUGGCGUAUGUCUACCCAUUGCCAGCUAGUCUGAGGAGGCCUCUAGUGAGGCUAGUGUUUCAGUUCAUGUGGGGUGGCAGGCUCGAGCGUGUCGCGAGGGUUCGCAUGCUCUGUCCCAUCGGGGAGGGAGGUAGGGGGGUACCACAUUUCCCCCUCAAGCUGGACUCGAUUUUUGUUUCUUAUUUGUUGACUGAGCUGGCUCAUCCGGUAAUACACCUGUCUGGUUACUUCCUGCGGGUGUUCUUCUCUUACCAGGCGAGAAGCGUAAUGGUGUGGACUAACACGGGUCCUCGGGUGGAACAGCUGCAGUGGCACUUUGGCUAUGCGGCCAAGUGGCUGCGUGGUCACCCCAAGGUUGAAGUUGCCAGAGUAGGUUUAGAUCACAGGCACCUGUACAAGGAGGUGAGAUGGGGAGGGUGUCCCGGGCCAGUAUUGGGUAUCCCGGCUGUGGUUUGGGAAGGAGUGCAGGUGCGAGGUCUGGAUAACAGGCUCAAGGACCUGAAUUGGUUGAGCCUCCAUAAGGGCUUGCCCGUACGUUCCAUCUUGUACGGGCGUGGCAUGACUCGAUCCCCCACCUGCCCAAGGCCAACUUGUGGCGGGGAGGAGACAUUGCGCCAUGUUUUUUGGGGCUGUGCUUUCGCCGGGGUGGUAUGGGCUAGGGCACAGCUGAUAGGCAGGGUGAGGGGGGAUUUUGUUGUGAUGUGGGCUAGGGUAGAAAGAGUUGUAGGGAAAGCGAGGGGGACGGUUAGGGACAGGUUUCUGCUCUGGCUUCUCAUAAGCCUCUUUAAACGGGGGUUGUGGGAAGCUAGGUAG